ACCUCUGGGGCCCAAGAGGAAGCACAUGGACAAAUCAUACAUACGUGGGUGUGUGCAUGUGCGUGUGUGUGUAUUCGUGUGUGUGUGUGUAGGAAGGCGAGAUCCUGAACAUUACAUGGGCGUGGCAGUUUCAGUCCACUAACACAACAACUUCAACUUUACAUCAUUUGACUUCUUUUCAACAUGACCACCAGAGGAGGCCUUAAACUGGAAUCGCACUGACAAAAAAUAAAAAAUAAAUAACUCAUCAAAACGAGGAAGCAAGACGACAAAACGGAGGAGGACACGACCACAACGGCUUUAAAAAUCCAGAAUCUGUAUAAAAGUCUGUUUUGCAACUCUAAUGCGCCAGAUGUACAGGAUCCGUGUGAAGCUCUAUACAUGUCCCACUCACCUCACACCAGCAUCAAAGUGGACGAGGAGACGCCGCUCAACAUGGUGCCUGGAUCGGCGGAACCGCAGAAUGGCCUCACGACGGCGGCAAAGAACGGCAGCGGUGCGGCGGCGUGCUGCGGCGACAAGCAUCACAGGAGGCUGGCCAUCUGCAGCAUCAUCUGCGGCAUCUCCUGCAUCGGAAUCAAAGCGCUCAUCAACUCAGUCAAGGCUGAGGAGGAGCCGGACCGAGAGGCGUCCGCCAGGUUUUCGCAGCGGGCCAAAAGGCUGGGCAUCAUCUCCAUCGCCACGUGGCUCGCCAUCCUGGCCCUGACACCGCUGCUCAUGGCGCUCUUCUCGUACGUGGUCACGCUGCGAGACUGAGGAGGCCGGUGGAGGAGACAAAAGUCGUCGGGACGCUGACAGGAAACACAGGACUCCUACAGGACACUCUUAUAAGCUGAUAUUUAUUUCCCACGACAGAGACACUUGUAAAUCAUUAUGUAUAAAACCAAGUAUACAACAGUUAUACAUGACAACUCCUCGACACAUGAAUAUUCAAUACCCAAGCCUGUAGGAAAGUUAAUAAAUUAGCCACCACGGUAACAAAAAAAAAAAGUGGCGUUCUUACUAUA
Messenger RNA from Phyllopteryx taeniolatus (common seadragon), 1007 nucleotides. RefSeq names its product transmembrane protein 265-like. The transcript is spliced from 4 exons. NCBI's taxonomy places the organism in Eukaryota, Metazoa, Chordata, Actinopteri, Syngnathiformes, Syngnathidae. The coding region runs from base 382 to 756 and encodes 124 amino acids. The record is from RefSeq and is a predicted model, not a curated record.